This is a messenger RNA of Closterium sp. Yama58-4, 3665 nucleotides long. NCBI's taxonomy places the organism in Eukaryota, Viridiplantae, Streptophyta, Zygnematophyceae, Desmidiales, Closteriaceae. The record is from the annotation of a GenBank genome assembly.
AUGGAUUUUAACGUAACUUCGCGAAAACGAGCAGCCCCUUCCGUAGCACAGGGUCCCGGCGAGGUCGGCGCCGACGGUCGCGGCGUAGGUCCGUCGGGAUGGAAAUCCACCGCAGGAAGCGGCGGAGCUUCCGCGUGCCAGCUGUCGAUGUACGACGAGGCGCCGGUGGGGGAGGAGGUAGCCAUGGAGCAAUUCGAGGAGUUUGCACUGGACCGACUCCGGGUGCUCAAGGCGAUCGACGACGCCAAGGCGCGAGGAACGAAGGUGGACGAGCUCGACAGCAUGGUAUCUGACAUAUGGCGGAAGUACAUGCGAGCAGGAUGCUCAUUGGUUGACGCUCGUCGCAAGGAUGUCAUAUCGCACUACAUCCUGCGACUCGCCUAUUGUCGCACGGAGGAGCUACGGCGGUGGUUGUUGGCGCAAGAAUCGGCUCUAUUCCGCCACCGAUUCCGAGCUGAAACGCCUGAGAACCAGAGGUGGUUUUUGGAGAGCAACGGUUUACCCUAUCGUGCCAUUGGUGCAGCGGAGAUGACAGAAGUGCGAGAGAAGCUCACUCAAGUGGCCAGGUCCCUCAACCUACCUGUCCCUAAUGUUGACAGUGUCUUUUACAAGGUUCUAUUUGAGGAGGUCCCCGAUCUAGUGGCUUCUCGCAGGGUCUAUCUCGAAAAGGGCUUUGCCUUUGUCCCGAGAGACCAGCUGGCGGCCAUUGUGGUGGGUCAGUUCCGAGCCAAGCUGUCCAAAGCACUCGUGGCAACAAACAGGAAGUGGCUUGCUCACAUACAAGAAGACGAGCAGGAGCGCCUGACACCGGUGAUUGAGGCGCUCAGCACACGCUAUCUAGGCCCUGACUUCUCCCAGCCUGGCGAGACUGCUGAGGUGUCGCUCCGUGAUUUGGACGUCGUUGCGCGGCAGUCUUUCCCCCUCUGCAUGCGGCACCUGUUCUUCAAGUUGAGGGAGGAGCAUCAUCUGCGGCACGGAGGCAGAAUGCAGCUGGGACUGUUUCUCAAGGGCAUCGGGCUGAGAUUGGAGGAUGCACUCACAUUCUGGCGCUCUGAGUUUUCCAGAAAGAUGGGUGCAGAGCGGUUUGACAAGGAGUAUGCGUAUUCCAUCCGGCACAAUUACGGCAAGGAGGGCAAGCGCACAGACUACACUCCCUUCUCCUGUGUGAAGGUCAUCAUGAGCACUCCAGGGGUGGGGGAUCACCAUGGGUGUCCCUUCAAGCACUUCAGCGAGGACAACUUGAGGGCUGCCCUUUCUCGCAUGGGGGUGUCGUCAGGAGCAGCAAUGGAUGAGAUUAUGCAGAAGACACGGCAGCAGCACUACCAGAUCUCAUGUGCUUUAACAUUUGAGGCAUCACAAGGAGCUCCAUGCCCCACAGGGAUCACACAUCCAAAUCAAUACUUCAUGCUCAGCAGACAGGUGAUCGAGGGACGAACACAACCAUCUCUUCCACAAGGACAACAACCCCGGCAACUAGAGUCAAAUGCUAGCAAUCCAAGUGAAAGGUCGGGUGGAGCUGGUACCAACAUUGGAAGGGAGGGGACAGCGGAUCCGAGGCUCGACAUCAUGGGGAAGGCGGAGAUAAUUUCGAACGUCUUGCUAGCUGGGCUAUCGGUGGCUCCUCUUUUCGUGAAAAUAAACCCCAACUUCAAUGUCGUCGCCAUGGCUUCGUUAACCGUGUUCGCUGGCUGUUACCGAUCCGUCAAGCCGGCAGCCCCAGCUGAGACGAUGUCAAAGGAGCACGCCAUGCGCUUCCCCAUCAUCGGCAGCUGUGUGCUCUUCUCCCUCUUCCUGCUCUUCAAGUUCCUCCCCAAGGACCUGGUCAACAUGGUGCUCAGCGCUUACUUCGUCUUCCUCGGAGUCAUGGCCAUCGGGGCGACAAUUCUCCCUCUUGUCUCACGAUUCGUGCCUGCAAAGUGGAAUGAGGACAUUUUCUACUGGAAAGCUCCCUAUUUUAAAGAUUUUGAGAUAGAGCUGACAUUGGCGCAGGUGGUGGCGGGCAUUCCCAGCACAGCGUUCUGUGUGUGGUAUGUCACGCGCAAGCACUGGUUCGCCAACAACGCCCUCGGCCUCGCCUUCUCGCUGCAAGGAAUUGAGAUGCUCUCUCUCGGCUCCUUCAAGAUCGGCGCAAUCCUGCUGACUGGUCUAUUCUUUUAUGACAUCUUCUGGGUCUUCUUCACGCCGGUUAUGGUUUCUGUGGCCAAGUCAUUUGACGCGCCCAUCAAGCUGCUGUUUCCAACUGGUGACCUCGCAAGACCUUUCUCCCUGCUGGGACUGGGUGACAUUGUCAUACCUGGUAUCUUUGUGGCCCUGGCUCUAAGGUUCGACGUCUCGAGAGGCACUGGGCCGCGUUACUUUGUCUCCACCUUUGCUGGUUACAUGGCUGGGAUCAUUACUACAAUCUUCGUUAUGAACUACUUUCAAGCUGCCCAGCCUGCCCUGCUUUACAUUGUUCCUGGGGUCAUGGGUUUCCUAGGUGUACACGGCGCAAUUCGAGGAGAACUCAAGGAGCUAUUGGCUUAUGAUGAAUCCGGGGAUGGUGACGAUAAGGAUGGUGAUCAUGACGGUGAGCUUUCAGCGAAUGGAUGCCUGGCCAGAGCCGCUGAGUGUGGACCGCGUCUAGACGAAGAGAGUUUUUUCCCUUUCUUUACGCCUGAUAUCCACCUUUCCUAUUCCGUUGCUGCGGAGUCGCGCGCGUUCGAGAACCGCUUCGCGAUGGACGCGAUACGGAAGCAGCUCGACGCGCUGAUGGGCGCCAACAGGAACGGCGACGUGCAGGAGACGAACAAGAAUUACUACGACCGGGAUGUCUGUCGCGCGUUCCUGUGUGGCCUCUGUCCGCACGAUCUGUUCACUUUAACCAAAAUGGAUCUUGGACCCUGCUCCAAAGAGCAUUCACUCCGCCUGCGAAAAGAGUAUGAAGAAGCGAAGGCGAAAGGCCUGGUGGACUACGAGCGAGAGCUGGAGAGCAUUCUGGAGAAGCUGAUCGUGGAGUGCGACCGCAAGAUCCAACGGUCGUUCAAGCGCCUGGAGGACGAGGAGGGUGCAGCUGCGCUGAACGCCGUUAAAGUGUCUGCAGUCACUGAUUCUCCAGAGUCUGUUGAGCUGACAAAGAAGAUUUAUCAGAAAAUGGCCGAGGUCGAUCAGCUGGAGCUGGAGAACAGAAUGGACGACAAGAUUCGGGCCACAGAGGAACUGGAGAAGCUCAAGCAGGAGCGAGCGGACAAGCAGGCCGCAUCCAUUCUCGAUGCGUUCAACAAGGAUCGCCUCUCCGGCCCGCCCGCCCCUGGAGGGCCGGCAGUGGCAGCACCUGUGCUGAACCAGCCAGACAGCAAGACGCAGGAGAUGAUCAAAGAGAAGUUAAGGCGCGCGGAGCAAGCCGGAGAGGAGGGGCGGGUGGACGAGGCUCAAAAGCUCAUGGAGGAGGCAGAUGCUCUCAAGAAGCUCGCCAUGGCUCCAAAACCUGACCCGAUUGCAAGUCUCGGCUUCCAGAUCGCGGAUCAGAAGCUGCGGGUGUGCGACAUUUGUGGGGCGUUCCUCAGUAUCUUUGACAGCGACAGGCGAUUGGCUGACCACUUUGGGGGGAAGCUGCAUCUGGGCUAUCUCUUUAUCCGCGACAAGAUUAAUGACAUUCGGGAGAAGAGGAGAAAGAAGGAUGAGCUGAG